Messenger RNA from Iphiclides podalirius (scarce swallowtail), 228 nucleotides. NCBI's taxonomy places the organism in Eukaryota, Metazoa, Arthropoda, Insecta, Lepidoptera, Papilionidae. The record is from the annotation of a GenBank genome assembly.
AUGGCUAGUGCAAGCGGAGCCGUCGUACCGUUCUGCUCUCAACCGGUGGCAUACCGCGCGACGGAAGCCAGCGGUUCCCUUUACACUGGUCCGAUGAUACCUGUGGUGUUGUAUAAAAAGGAGUGCGUGAGGAAUGCGCCGGCGCAAUCGUCAGGUGCAACGGCCGCGGGCCCCGCCCCUGACGUAUUUUUGUUUGCCUCUAAUGUCGUAUCGCUGGGGUGGAGUUGG